Ochotona princeps (American pika) is the source of this 2686-nucleotide messenger RNA. It is a transcript of the gene DPY19L4, whose product is annotated as dpy-19 like 4. The record is from RefSeq and is a predicted model, not a curated record. Gene Ontology annotation, molecular function: mannosyltransferase activity. Lineage: Eukaryota; Metazoa; Chordata; Mammalia; Lagomorpha; Ochotonidae. The transcript is spliced from 19 exons. Bases 163 to 2334 code for a protein of 723 amino acids. Gene Ontology annotation, cellular component: nuclear inner membrane.
AGGGGGGCGGGUCAGGAAGUGGGGGCGCGGCGGCGCGAGCGGGCCCGGGGCGGCCUAGGAGGGCCGGGGCGACGCGGCGGGGACGGAGUCGCCGGGCCGCGCGAGCCGCUCGAGGACCCCGCACGGCUCCUCAGCCGCGUUCCCUCGGCCUCCGCCGGCAGCAUGGCGGAGGAGGAAGGACCAACUGUGGAACUGCGCCACAGAAAAAAGCCAAAGUCUUCAGAAACUAAGGAUCCUGCCAAAGAAAACAAAGUUAACGACCCUGCAAGUCCUGAAAGAGCUCCAAGAUAUGUGUUAUUUCAGCGCUUUGCAAAGAUAUUCAUUGGCUGUCUGGCAGCAGUUACUAGUGGCAUGAUGUAUGCUCUCUACUUAUCAGCAUACCACGAAAGGAAAUUUUGGUUUUCCAACAGGCAGGAACUUGAGCGGGAAAUCACUUUUCAAGGUGACAGUGCCAUUUAUUACUCUUAUUAUAAAGACAUGCUAAAGGCACCUUCAUUUGAAAGAGGUGUUUACGAAUUGACACACAAUAACAAAACUGUAUCCCUGAAAACUAUAAAUGCAGUGCAACAAAUGUCUCUAUAUCCAGAACUUAUUGCCAGCGUUUUAUAUCAAGCAACUGGUAGCAAUGAGAUUAUUGAACCUGUGUAUUUCUAUAUUGGCAUUGUCUUUGGAUUGCAAGGAAUUUAUGUUACUGCUUUAUUUGUUACAAGUUGGCUUAUGAGUGGAACAUGGCUAGCAGGAAUGCUUACUGUUGCAUGGUUCAUUAUUAAUAGGGUAGAUACAACAAGAAUUGAAUACUCCAUUCCUUUAAGAGAAAACUGGGCACUACCCUAUUUUGCAUGCCAAGUCGCUGCACUUACAGGCUACUUAAAAAGCAACUUAAAUACAUAUGCAGAGAGGUUUUGCUAUUUGUUGAUGAGUGCCUCAACUUACACAUUUAUGAUGAUGUGGGAAUACAGCCACUACCUCCUGUUUCUUCAAGCAAUAGCUUUGUUCCUGCUUGAUGUCUUUUCGCUGGAGCAAAGUGAUAAGGUUCAUGAAGUUUAUAAAAUCUAUAUAUUUUCUCUCUUUCUGGGAUAUUUACUGCAGUUUGAGAAUCCAGCUUUGUUAGUGUCUCCUCUGUUAAGUAUAGUAACAGCCUUAAUGCUCACCAAGUGCCUUCAGUUGAAUAUGAAGAAAGGAACUUUCGUAGCUAAAGUAAUGAAAGUGAUUCAUUUUUACGUGGUGUGUAUUCUGACAGUGGCUAUGAAUAUUAUAAUGAAGAUGUUUGUCCCACACAAAGAAAAUGGGCAUAUGAUGAAAUUCCUUGAAGUAAAAUUUGGACUAAAUAUGACUAAGAAUUUUACCAUGAACUGGCUUCUUUGUCAAGAAUCGCUGCAGACACCAUCUCAGGAUUUUUUUUUGCGACUGACACAGUCUUCUUUAUUACCUUUCUAUAUUUUAGUGUUAACUAUUUGUCUUCUUUCUGUGAUACAAGUUAUUUUUAGGAGAAUUAAUGGUAGGAGUAUGAGAGAAAGUGUUUCUCUUGAAGAUGGACGAAUUGGAGAAAGGCCAGAAGUAAUGUACCACAUAAUUCACACUGUUUUAUUGGGUUCACUUGCAAUGGUUAUAGAAGGUCUGAAAUACAUCUGGACGCCUUAUGUGUGCAUGCUAGCAGCAUUUGGUGUGUGCUCUCCUGAGCUUUGGAUGACACUUUUCAAGUGGCUACGACUAAGGACUGUACACCCAAUAUUAUUGGCGCUUAUUCUGAGCAUGGCUGUGCCCACUAUAAUAGGUCUCAGUUUAUGGAAAGAGUUCUUCCCAAGACUAAUGACAGAAUUAACAGAACUGCAGGAGUUCUAUGACCCAGAUACAGUGGAACUCAUGACCUGGAUAAAAAGGCAAGCUCCACUGACUGCUGUGUUUGCAGGGAGUCCACAGCUGAUGGGUGCAAUUAAAUUAUGCACUGGAUGGAUGGUGACAAGCUUGCCUCUCUACAACGACGAUGAUCUUCUCAAGAGAAAUGAAAAUAUCUAUCAAAUCUAUUCAAAGCGGUCUGCUGAGGAUGUUUAUAAAAUACUGACAUCCUACCAGGCUAAUUACCUCAUUGUAGAGGAUGCCAUCUGCAAUGAGGUGGGAACCACAAGAGGCUGUAGGGUUAAAGACUUGCUGGAUGUUGCAAAUGGCCAUGUGGUUUGUGAAGAAGGUGACAAGCUAACCUAUUCGAAAUAUGGACGAUUUUGUCACGAGGUCAAAAUUAACUAUUCUCCAUAUGUGAAUUAUUUCACUAGAGUGUACUGGAACAGAUCCUACUUUGUGUAUAAAAUCAACACUGUGAUAUCCUUCCAGUCUUGAAAAAUAACAGGGCCUUCACUUUGAAGACUUGUGCCACGUGAAAUAAAGUGAUUUUCUUCUGUCUGCGUGGGGUCUGUUGCAGAUUGCAGUAUGGACAUCUGAAACACUGCUGCUUUUCUCCCCGCCUGCUCUUAACUGGAGCCAGAGUCCUGUGGGAACCAGCUCAAGUGUUACUGUCCUUCGGUAAAACAUCACAUCUAGUGCUCUGCAAUUUCCAGAGAAACAUCUUUCUCACUAUUACAAGGUGUUUAAAGAUUUUACGUAUUACAGCAGUUUCCACAUAAAUCUUCCUUUUACCAUGACAUAGAUCUGGAUUUUGAAUUUUUUUCAAGAUCAGGGUUAUCUCCUUGAU